Rotaria sp. Silwood1 is the source of this 1625-nucleotide messenger RNA. Lineage: Eukaryota; Metazoa; Rotifera; Eurotatoria; Philodinida; Philodinidae. The record is from the annotation of a GenBank genome assembly.
AUAACGCCGUUAUCACGCCGCUAUUUAACCGUUAUCGACGACGUGGGUAGUUUUUUCUUCUUUGGAAAGUCAAAGGGGGGGGGGGGGGUGCUAGGUGGCAAAAUUUUGAAUGAAAUACGAUGAAAAACGACAUAGUAUACGACUGUGUACGACCGUUUACGGUGGUCGUAUACACGUCGUAUACGACCCGACGAUAUACGGCCGUAAUUCAGGUGUCAAGUAAUACGGCGAAAUACGGUCGUAUACGAUCGUAAUGUGCACUGUAUACGACCGUUCACGAUCGUAUACGACGUCGUAUACGAUCGUUUACGAUUGUCGUAAUGCUCGUCCUGGGUUUUCACAUAUUGGGUUUGUAGUACAUCAAGUUUUAUGCAAUGUGUGGGGACAUACUGGUUUUUAUAUCUGAUCCGUAUAGGGCACGUCUUACCUACUUUUUAGAUUCCUUAUCGUAGUAUAAAUGGCGCUAAGUUCGAAAAGAAAAUUGCAAUAUAAAACAGCAUUCACGAAACGUUGGUCUCAUGAAAAUGUUGCUGAGUGCACCGAUGAUGACAAGCGUUCAGUGGAGUUGAAUUGUUUACAUGAUUCUUGUAUAGAGAAACCGAAUUUCAGGAGUAAAAUUCAACUAACAGAUCUUGCUGACUUGUCUAAAUUAUGCAAAACACAGUGUACGUUAGGCACAAUUUCAGUGUUAAUGUAUCUAUCAUUACCAUACUUUAAUAUUUCCUGGAAGGAAAUAGAUGAAUUUUUGAAGCAAAUUGGUGCUUUAACUUGCAUUACAAGUCAUAAAUGGUCAGAAGAAUUCAUUCAAGGUGAUUAUGAAGAGUUUACUCGUGAAAACAUGGGAGAAAAACAAAAUAAUAGUUUUUUUACCUAUAUCCAGAAAUUACAACCGAUGCAAGAUUUUUCUCAAUUAAGGCUUGCCAAAGAAAAUCAGCUGAUUUUUGUGCGAUGGAUCUUGCUCAAUAUAUCGAUCAAAAGUUCUAUGAAGUGACAGGGGAGUCAAAGACAUGCGGUGAACUAGUUCGGACAGAAAGAAUGUGUAGGUUGGACCUAAGACGAUUGGGCUGCAAUUUUGAUUUCAACAUUUAACGACCGUAUUUUGAAGACCACGAACGUGACGAUGUAAAAUUUCAUCGCGAGCAAUUUAUUAAUCAUUUUUUAACGAAGAAAGAUAACUAUUAUUUGGUUACAGACGGUGACGAUCCAAAGUGGAUCAUACCUCAUCAUAAUCCUAUUGUUUUAUUGUGUAGGCGUUUAGAAAAAUGAUCGAAAGACUGCCGUCCAUAUUUGAGUUUUCCUGUUUGUCUUUCGGGUCAUGAUGAAUCCACCUUCGGAUCUGAAGAAGUGUCUACUAAACGUUGGUUUUGUAAUGAAAAAGACUGUUUCAUAGCAAAGGACGUGGUCGAUUAUUAAUGAUUAGUGAUUUUAUAGUGCAGUAUCCUAGUGGUUCAUUUUUUGCCUUGAAUGAUGAUGAAUGGAAGUUAGCAGUGGAAGAGUAUACUCAGUUAGCACAUGAUGACGCAAUUAAUUAUUUGCCACAAUCCACAUCAGCAAGUAUUAAUUUGGGAGUAGGAAGAUAUUUUGAUAAUGAUACAACACUUAUGCAAUUUGAACGUUUAUUUUAA